Messenger RNA from Gekko japonicus, 606 nucleotides. It is a transcript of the gene CIMIP2C, whose product is annotated as chromosome unknown open reading frame, human C2orf70. The record is from RefSeq and is a predicted model, not a curated record. Lineage: Eukaryota; Metazoa; Chordata; Lepidosauria; Squamata; Gekkonidae. The transcript has 4 exons. The coding region runs from base 1 to 606 and encodes 201 amino acids.
AUGGCCUCGCGCAGCGCCGGAACCCUCCUGACUCAAAACAACGCGGUCUACGUGCCGCCGGGGCUCAUGCCGGGGUACUGUGGGCAUGUCCCCAAUGUGGUGUAUUCCUUUGGUGAUACAUAUGGAAAUACCACUAUGAAAUAUUUCCAGGAUUUCCGCAGUGCUGCCAUGAAAACUAGCUGCAGUCCUUACAGCAAGGGGGGUCAGUUCCCCACCCUCUUCUCGCCUGACCCAGACUUAGUAAUUGGGGCAAGGGCAAGGGGUUGGGACAGGUGGCUGCACACUCCUAACUAUUCUCGCUUCAAUCUGGAUUUUAAUCGCUCAGCAGAGCUAAAGGAGUUCUACAAGCUUUCCCAAAUGCAUCGGGAGCAUUACAGAGACAAGACUGGGACGGUGCAUCGGAAUCCGUAUUUUGUGCUGCCUGUGAAGGAGAAGGACAAGUACCCUCACCCCCUCGAUCUCCCGCCUCUGAGUGCCAAAACCUUGUGGCAUCUUCACCGGGUGUCUCCGGAGAACCUACGGACAUACCAGACAUUCCCUUCUGGGAAAAGGGUGACCUCACAAGAGAGAGAGGUCCGAGACAGCUAUUUCGAAUACAGAGCCUGA